CCGUCUCGCGACGAUCCACGCCGUCCGUCGCGCGCCCCGCCGCUAUUCGUUCUGUGAGGAGGAGCGUUCGGAGUAGCACCGCUCUGGCUGCGCGCGAGACACGGGUCAACGAGGCGACGUUCGCGUGGCCGUCCCGAUCUUUCCUGAGCGACAGAGACGAUGCUCGCGGAGUACCGCUGCACAGCCCGCAGCGCGUGACGGGGGAGGGGGGAGCAAGAGCAGCAGUAGCGGGAGGAGGAGCAGAGCAGGAACGCGCUCGUGCCCGUCUUCAGCCGCUGUGGAAGCCGGAGCAUCGGAGCGGCACGUUCCUGCAGCAGAGAGAAGCAGAGCGGCGCGACAUGUCCGGCACAUCCACCACGUCCUGGUGAGGGCUUCCACAGCGAGGUUCGCUCUCAUGUCCUGCAGCGCAGUGACGGAGCCGGACUCCCUUUCGUGGAGCGGAUUGUAACGUCACGGUGAGGAAGACGUGAGGAGGUCGUGUGUGUGUGACCUGGACAAUGUGCCUUGACUGCUGUCUCCGCAACUGUUGAGGAAAGAUCACCCACACCCCGGGGAGGCCAUGUCUCACCACCCUCAGCGCAGCCCCCAGGGUCGCACCCUCAGUGUGGAGGAGAGGACCACCACGCCCAUCCACAAGAGCUCGACGCCCACGCACAAGAGUGCCUCGUCGUCCUCUUCAUCGCAGCGGGAUAGUCGACAGGAGACAGACAGCUGGGAAAUAAUCGAGGGGCUGAAAAUCGGCCAAACCAACGUCCAGAGGCCGGACAAGCACGAGGGCUUCAUGCUGAAAAAGCGAAAAUGGCCACUGAAAGGCUGGCACAAGCGCUUCUUUGUCCUAGAUAAUGGCAUCCUGAAGUACACGAAGUCGCCCAUUGACAUUCAGAAAGGCAAACUACAUGGGAGCAUCGAUGUUGGAUUGUCUGUCAUGUCCAUCAAAAAGAAGGCCCGGCGGAUCGACCUGGACACAGAGGAGCACAUCUAUCACCUGAAGGUCAAGUCCCAGGAGGUGUUUGACGCCUGGGUGUGCAAAUUGCGACAUCAUCGCCUAUACCGGCAGAAUGAGAUUGUGAGGUCACCCCGAGAUGCCUCGCUACGCUCCUUCCCUCCACCUGCCAGCCGCCCUGAAUCCCCUCAGCCUGCCCCCACGGCAGGCCACGAAGCCAAGACCAAGCCGAGCAGCCUGCCGUGGCAGCCGAUGGCGCCGUCCAGCAGCAGCGCGGGCAGUCUGCCUGCCUCCUACAGCAACGGGCAGAGCAAGGUGGCAGCCUGGUUACAGGAGUGGGAAGAGAUGGACAAGUGUGCGGAGGAGCUCGCUCACUGCCAGUCGAACCUGAUCGAGCUCAGCAGGUUGCUGCAGAGCCUGGAGAUCCUGCAGAGGACGCAGUCAGCGCCCAGUUUCAGCGACAUGCAGGCUAAUUGUGUAGAUAUAUCAAAGAAAGACAAGCGCACAAGCAGAAGAUGGAGAACAAAAAGUGUCAGCAAAGAUGCAAAAAUGCAGCUUCAGGUGUUCCGCUCAUCUCCACGUUCAAGAAGUGUUAAAGUCCCUCUCAGUGCCACCAUGUCUCCGGUCAGGCUGCACUCCUCUAACCCGAACCUGUGCGCAGACCUGGUGGACUUCCCGAGUCCGGGGCCUCGCCUCACUGAUGCCAUCGAGUGCCCCCCAGACUACAUCAAGCUGCAGGAGGAUUUCUGUCUCAUCGCCCAGAAAGUUCACUCUCUCCUGAAGUCGGCUUUCAAUACGGUUGCUAUUGAGAGGGAGAAGAUCAAGCAGGUCCUUUCUGACCAGGAGAAACUGGGACAGACAGCCCAGAUUAUGACUCUGAGGAGGUCCUUAUCCCAGGCUUUGACCCAAAAUGCAGAGCUCCGAACCCGUUUGAGCCGCAUCCACUCUGAGUCCGUCCUCUCCGAGCAAGUGGUCAGCGUGAAUAUCAUUCCCAGCCCUGAUGAGGCCAGCGACCAGACCUGCGCAGGGGUCCCCCUCGCUCAGCAGACCUCCAACGAGAGCAGGCUCUCCAUGUCCGAGUCCGUGUCGGAGUUCUUUGAUGCCCAGGAGGUGCUUCUAUCCGCAAGUUCAUCGGAGAAUGAGGCAUCAGAUGAUGAGUCGUACAUCAGUGACGUCAGCGAUAACAUUUCAGAGGACAACGCCAGCGUGACGGAUAACAUUUCCAGGCAAAUGCCCAACGGCGAUUUGGCAGGCGGGGCCUUCCGAAACGGACGCCGCACCUGCCUCCCUGCCCCUUCUCCUGACACCAGUAACAUCAAUUUGUGGAACAUACUGAGGAACAACAUUGGCAAGGACCUGUCCAAGGUGUCUAUGCCCGUGGAGCUCAACGAGCCACUCAACACACUGCAGCACAUGUGUGAGGAGCUGGAGUACAGCGAGCUCCUGGACAAGGCUGCUGAGACGGAGAACCCCUACGAGCGCAUGGUCAUUGUCGCUGCUUUUGCAGUCUCUGGGUACUCCUCCACCUACUACCGAGCGGGAAGCAAGCCCUUCAACCCCAUUCUCGGAGAGACCUACGAAUGUAUACGGGAAGACAAGGGCCUGUGCUUUUUUUCCGAACAGGUGAGCCACCAUCCACCCGUCUCUGCUUGUCAUUGUGAGUCCAAGAAGUUCACCUACUGGCAAGAUAUGAGAUGGAAAAACAAGUUCUGGGGCAAAUCCAUGGAAAUCCUGCCUAUUGGGACAGUCAACGUGAUGCUGCCGAGGUUUGGCGACCACUACGAGUGGAAUAAAGUGACCACCUGCAUACACAACAUCCUGAGCGGGAGGCGCUGGAUCGAGCACUACGGAGAAAUCACCAUCAGGAACACGAGGAGCAGCACCUGCAUCUGCAAGCUUACCUUCAUCAAGGGAAACUACUGGAGCUCAAAUGUGAAUGAGGUGCAGGGCUUUGUGAUGGACCAGGAGGGAAAAGUGGUGCACCGGCUGUUCGGAAAGUGGCACGAAGGUCUUUACUGCGGAGUGCCCCCCUCGGCCAAGUGUGUCUGGAGACCAGGCUCCAUGCCCACGGAUUACGAGCUGUACUAUGGAUUCACUCGGUUUGCUAUUGAGCUUAAUGAACUGUGUCCCGAGAUGAAGGACCUGCUGCCGUCCACCGACGCUCGCUUCCGACCGGAUCAGAGGUACCUGGAGGAGGGGAAAAUAGAGCUGGCGACCACAGAGAAGCAGAGAAUCGAGGACCUGCAGCGGAGUAGGAGGAAGUGGCUGGAGGAGAACAACAUCAAGCACCAGCCGCGGUUCUUCAAGAAGGUGAUCGACGCCAACCAGAGGGAGCGCUGGGUCUCUAACAACACGUACUGGGAGCUACGCAAAGACCCAGGUUUCGGCAAACUGGAAAACCCCCAGCUUUGGUAGUGCUCAUACGACAGUGCUCAACAUAUCAUCAGCUCUAACAAGAGGCUCUUACCUAUGCACAAGGGUCCAAAAGCUCUCCUCUGCUGCUGUUACCGCGGAGUCGUACGUAGGGAAAGGUACUGCAGAUCUGGGCCCGUGCGUCGACGGCGUCUCUCACUGAAGCCAACGUGUCCCGUGGCGGCUUUGAGAGAGUGCCGUCAGAGCUCGUACGCUGAUCCGGAAGCUGUAACAGCUACUGAGUACGUCUUUGCCUUAAAAAAACAGCAUUGCUUUCAACAUACCUGGUACCACUAAGCUCACUGGAAGCUUUAAAUGGAAGAAAAAAAUCCACUGGAUUUGUCAAAGCGCUCUGGUUUCGACAGGUGCCCGAACUGGGCAACUGAGACAUCGCAUCCGUAGCUAAAAAUUAACCUUGCAUGUUUACCGGGGCAACUUUCUUUAGCGUAAUUUAUGUUGACGGAAAAUGUGAGAGAGAAAUUACUAUUUUAAAACACUGUCAAUAAUUAUGUAAAAUAUUUAAUUUUGCUAAUUAACAUUAGAUAACACUCCACAAAUCAAACAUAUUUGUUACGGUGGAAUAAUUCAUAUUUAUUUUAGAGAUGAGAAAGGCUGAAAAGUCAAGCUUGUGUCACAGCUGUUCUCUCUCGGGACAAGCGGUAACCAUGACGACGAGCGCGUUCCUUGAAAAGCCGAAAGACGGGAGCUGCAUUCGGUCGGCUUGAAGUUGAACAAUCAGUGAGAAUUUAGUCUCUUAUGCUGCGGGUGCCACUAUACUGUAGUGUCGUAUACUGAUAAUUUAUUAAUUUCUUCCCAUCCAAAGAGUUCAGUGGCGGUCAGUGACCAGCCUAAGAAUGAGUGAUGUUGCAGUGUGUCAUGUCUAGAAACGGCUAAGAAAGUAGUAGGAAUGUAAACACCAUCUCUGUUACCCCCAGCAGCCAAAACAGCUCCUAUUACUAAUACUGUUACCUAAGUGAUGGAAAGCGGACAUCGCAUGGCCCCGUGCAGGAAGGGGCACAGUGGUUAAAGACUUGGAAUGUAAUGGUGGCUGGUGAACAUCCCAUCAGGGACACUCCUGUAGUACCCUUGAACAAGGUAAAUGACCUGAAUCGUUCCCAUCAAAUAUUCCACUGUGUAAACGAUUCCGACUGUGUGUUGCUGGACUGUAAAGGUUUGCGGUACAGAGGCUCAGGAGUGAAAGUGAGGAGCGGUAGUCUGUCUGUGGAGACGCAGUGACCCAAACCCCCCUCAAGUAUGAGCUUGACAGGAUGCAAUGUGUAUUUCCUGGUGUUCAUUUGGAAACACAGCUGCAUCGAGUAGCCAUUUAUUUAUUGGCAACUAUACAGGAGAAGAAAACACACUUUGUGUGUUUACAUUGUCUGUUGUGCUUGUCAGAUAGAAAUCUCACUCUGGCAAAGGAAACCUUUUUUACCUGUUGGAAGGAAUUUAACCCGUAAAUGAUGUGCAGCACCGACCAGCGGAAUGCAGUUAGUUUUGGUUCUGGUUGCAGUUCUCAAGAGUCAGGAGGACAGGUUGGAGGUGCGGCGGCCAGAACGCUUCCGAUUGAUUGCGAGACGACACUCGAGAGUGUUAAAACACUCUGUUGUGACUUAACGCAACCAGGUAUGAACUUGAAUUCCUGUUUACGCCAUCUAAUGUGAAGAACAGCAGACUUGUUACUGAAAUUACACACAGCCAAAAGGGUGUGAAUUCAAAUAAUUGAAUGUUAAGCAAAAUUACCAUAGUUUUCCCCCAGGAGUAUAUAGCUCUCUAUGAUUUAAGGCUCCAAGAAUAUAAAGUUAGAUCAGUACUGUGCCUACUGUAAAAGAAGGCAAACCAAUCUCUCAUUGUUCGGGAACAAAUAUAAUGUAGUUUGCACACUGUAUCAGUUAAGGGACUCAGGAUUUUUGUGGCUUUUACUUUGCUUUUGUUCCAAUUUGUAAGCAGCAGCAGUUCACCUGGAAUACAGCGUGCAGCUGGGAAGGGGGGAGGCGGGAGCAGUUCGGUGUCCGCAAGGAUAACGAGGGAAGAAGUUUAUUUUAUUUACCCUUACAUGCAUGUGUGAGCAGGUGGCUACAGGAAAAUUUCCAUCAGUAUAACUGGUAAGAACUUUACCGCAAAGUCCAUACUUCAGUAGUUUCCUCCUUUCAUUGUAAUUGUUGAGAAAAUACCAAAAUAUUAGAAAACAGUUGUAGCUCAUUCAGCAACAGUUCAACUUGCUGUGCCUUAACACAUUUAUUAACCCCUUACACGAAUACGCGUUGCUACAGUAGCGUAGACCAGUGUGGGAAAAGAAUGCUACAAGCACUGUAUUUUGAGGUAAAACAUGGUACUUCAUAACCGAAUGGCCAACUGUACAUUCUUCCAAAUACCUGUCUAACUGCAACGGAAUAACCAUAACCAAUCAUUUGAGAAGUACAGCGAAGGGCGGUAAAUUGUUGCCCUCCGACUGGCAGUGGUGUGACGUGACACGAUACGAUAUGGGGAGCGUUUGGUGCUGUCGCUGGACUGCUGAGUGUUCAGCUCUCCUUUCCACGUGGUCUGCAGCAUGGUUUUUGUGGUCAGCAUGUAAUGAGACCUUGCGUGAGAGCCACCUCAGGUUUUCGCUCACGAGGGGACCCUGUUGCGCGCUCUCCCCCACCGGUAAAGACAGCACCUACUUUUUGUUUCGUGGUACCUUGAGCCAUCUGCUUCUGUCCCUCUGCUCUAUACUAACAAUCUCCAUCCGUUCACCUUAAAGCGUUGCUGUCAGAAAAGGUUUUGGACAAUGAUGUUCCACUUCAGCUUAGAUUAAGGUGUUUA
Scleropages formosus (Asian bonytongue) is the source of this 6157-nucleotide messenger RNA. RefSeq names its product oxysterol binding protein-like 6 (gene osbpl6). The transcript has 24 exons. Gene Ontology annotation, cellular component: nuclear membrane; cytosol; plasma membrane. NCBI's taxonomy places the organism in Eukaryota, Metazoa, Chordata, Actinopteri, Osteoglossiformes, Osteoglossidae. The coding region runs from base 560 to 3358 and encodes 932 amino acids. Gene Ontology annotation, molecular function: cholesterol binding. The record is from RefSeq and is a predicted model, not a curated record.